Molecule: messenger RNA, 1172 nt
Organism: Ostrinia furnacalis (Asian corn borer)
Lineage: Eukaryota; Metazoa; Arthropoda; Insecta; Lepidoptera; Crambidae
Gene: holn1
Product: CD2 antigen cytoplasmic tail-binding protein 2 homolog holn1
Exons: 3
Coding region: 149-1141 (330 amino acids)
Cellular component (GO): U5 snRNP
Molecular function (GO): protein binding
Source: RefSeq, a predicted model, not a curated record
UCAACUUUUCUCUAUGGAGAGGAGAUCAUCAUCAAACAUUGAAAUUGUGUUGUUUUAUUUCACAAUAAUUUUAAUCGAUAAAUGAAAUUUGUUAAUCAUUUCUAAACUACAAUAAGAUCGCGUAAAAGCUGUGUACCGACCGCAUAAAAUGGCUAAAAGAUCUGCAUCCGAAGCGUUCGAUACAGCAGAGCAGGUGGUCCACAAGAAAGAAGGAAAAAAGCAUUCUUUGGAUUCGGAUGAAGAAGAUAGCGGCGCUGAAGAAGAAAAAAACAAUGUUCUCAAUGCUGAUGACAUCGAAGGUGAAGAAGACGGUGUUGGAGGGAUGGAAGGUGAAAUAGCUAUAACGCCAUUCAAUAUGAAGGAAGAACUUGAAGAAGGUCAUUUUGAUACCCAAGGACAUUAUCAUUGGAAGAAAGAAAAGGAAGUAAGAGAUGGCUGGCUAGACAACAUAGACUGGGUCAAAAUCAAAGGCAGACCAGAAGAUAAAUACAAAGUUCACAAAGAUGAUGACAACAAGGGGCUGGGUGAUGAAUCGAGCAGUGAUGAUGAAGAACCAGAGGAGAAAUUCAAUCUGAUAGACAACUAUACAGAGAUUUUGCAACAUAUGAAACCAAAAGAAACUAUUGCAAAAACUUUACAGCGUCUUGGUGCUGGAUCUAAAAUCUCAAGUGCAGAGCGGUGGAAACGAAAAAAAGCAGGCAUAGUUGAUGAAGACAGUAAACAUGUCACAAGAGUAACUGAGCUCGCAAAUCAGAUUUUAACCAAACUUGGCAACAUGGAUGUAUACCAAGAAACUUAUGAAAAAAUAAGUUCAAUUAUUGCUAAGGAUAAACGUAAAAAUGAUGAUGUAGAUUUAGAUAUGUAUGCAGAUGAUUUUGAUCAAAAAGAAAAACAAACUCUUGGUCAAGAUAAAACUGAAACUUCAAAGGAUGUAGAAGAAGACAAUGAGCCAGUUGAGGUAAAAUGGGAGUUCAAACGCAGUCAAGAUGAUAAUGCUGAAAUAUCAGGACCGCAUUCAACAGAACAGAUGCACAAAUGGGCCACAGAGGGCCAUUUCGAAUCAGGUGUUUGGGUAAGAAAACAUGGCGAAGAUAGCCAGUUUUAUAGUUCCAACAGAAUUGAUUUUGAAUUGUAUAUGUAAUAAACUACAUUAAACUGAAAUGUGUAUACAA